UCUAAAUCUUACCUCGAAUAGAGACUGUUGCCGUCCCGGUUCGUGCCAAAACAAAUUAAAAUGUAACAUAUUUCCAUGUUUUCCAUAGAAGUGACCGCGAAAAAGUCCAUUAUUUCAUGAAGGUUGGCAAUUCUGUUGGUUACUGAAGUGGCAGGUGAUCUCCAGAACGGACUAAGUCCAACAUGAUGGAAGAAACGGUCCUAACGGAUGACUCCAUGGACGAUCAAUACGAUCGACCCAAGACUCGAUGGGGACCGGUCGGAGCGGUUGCCAGCCCACCUGCUUCAGUGGGAGAAGAGAGCCAUGGAACAAUGGUUCAGCAGUUGCAGCAUCUUGAGGAGGAACAAGACCAGUUGAACUCUUCCCUCCUAGCUCUUACCACACACUUUGCCCAAGUCCAGUUCAGACUCAAGCAGAUUGUUAACGCCCCUAUUGAUGACAAAGAGAAUUUGCUGAAAGAUCUUGAAGAGUUUGCCUUCAAGGGUUGCCCAGAUGUCAGAGGUUGCCGGUCCCAAGACGCCCAACUCUUGGAAGAUGCCAGUGAGAAGGAGCAUGAGAGCCGAAUUUCUGAGCAGAGAGAGAAGCAAAUGGAGCUCAUCAGUCAAUUGAAGAACCAGCUGGACGACCUGGAACAAUUUGCCUAUGAGGAUGGUAGUGGUGAGCUGCCCCAAAACAAGUUAAUGGAGAAGCAGGGCGUGAUCAUAGAGGAGCUGAAGCACAAAUUGGAGUUAAACAUAGAGGACUUGGACAAGUUGAGCCCAGAUGACCUGAGGCAAUUAGUGGACAGUGCAAUAGGAAGGAUUGUGAAUCCUGCUAAGGUGAAGGAAACUGUGAUCCAUCAGCUGAAGAAUCAGAUUGGUGACCUUGAACGUUUCAUUACAUUCCUGCAAGGGGAGGUCACAUCACCUGGACCCUUCUCUGCUGAAGAGUGUACAUGCCCAUUACACAGCAAGGAGGAUGGUAACUCAGAUGUUGAUGGAGACACACAGGGCUGUUGUGCUCAUCCAAACUCUGCAAAGAUUGGAAGUAAAUUCUCAACAGCAGAGAAAAUUAAGAACAUGCGUGAGUCGCACAUAUCAUCCAUGAAGAAAGCUCUAGCCUUGCUGCAGUACAUCGCCAUCACACAGCUUGGAUGCGGAACGGACAAACUUAAAGAGAGGAGGGCUCCCAAAGCAGAUGCAACCACAGAUUAUUGUGAUAUGCUGAAAGUGCUGGAUGCAGCUGUUAAUCAUGUGAUUCUGUUGGCACGGCAACAGCAAGAUCAGCCUCCAGACGACAGUGACUACACCAGUGACUCCUCAGAUAGCCCAGUCAACAGGCCUCUAGAUGACGUCACAGUGGCCGUCAGGAGGGAACUUGCUCCAGCACUCAGGAGUCUCCUCGAACAUGGCAUGGUUAAACACAGUGUCACCAGCGGUGCUUUGAUGACACCCAUUACAGCAUGCUUAGCUACCCAUCGAAGUGCUUCCAGUCAAAAGGGCCAUGCUUGGGACAUCUUCGUCAAGUAUUAUGACAUCAAGAAAGGAAAAGCCUUCGCUGCUUCCCCAGCCAGAAAAUUAUCUCAAGCCUUUGACAUUGACAUCGUUGGAGGGACGGCCAUCACAGCCAAGCAGACCCUACUGGCAGCCAUUGAUUACGUCUGUGGGUCACAUGAUCCAUUAAAGAGAAGUCGCGAAGCCCAGUUUAAGGCUUUCGUCUCGGAAGCACUAAAUGGGCAGAAGCUUGCUAUUUGGUGUCGUCUUCUGAGCCGGACAACAUCUCUGGUUGAUUACUACUACUUCCCAUGGAGCUACAUGAUGAAAACCGGUUUUGACGGUGCAAUGCAGAUUCUGGACAAGUUGAGCGAAGUCAAAUUCAAAUUGAAUGUAGACAUAGCUGUUCAGCAGUUCACUAACAUCAAAGACGCCUUCUGAUUGGUCAGUGUUUAUUUUAAAAGAGUGUAAUUGUAAACGGUAUUCUUGAUUGGUCUAGAGAUUCAGCAAACCAUGUGGGGGGUUGGGGUGGCUAUUAUUGACACAUGUUUCACUCAGCUGCUCUUUUCAGAGUCAAUGCUCCUCCCAAAAGAGAUUUUAAACAUUGUUUCUUAUUCAUUGCAGGAAAGCUCAGUUGAAGAAUUUCACAGUUUCGCCACAAAAACUAAACAUAAUUUUUUACUGUUGGGUGUGCUUACAGGGUGAGUCAUAAAAUACACACAAAGCAAGCGACGGGCUGAUAUGUAAAAAGAGAUCUGAAGUGCCCAUUUAAAAAAUCGUACACAGUGAUUAAAUUGUUAGGCUCCUGUAAUAUGUAAGCAUUCAUUUUUUUUAAGGGCUGUAACAGGGAUGUUGUGUUCUUGCAAACGUCUCGUUAAUAACCAUUCACCUAUAACAAAGCUAACGCAGGAAAUUUGCGUGAAUCCUAGAUGUUAAGAACGGUUACAGAAUACGUAGAAUUCAGCAGUAAAGCAGAGCCAUGGAAAUCGGUUCUGAUAUUUAUGAUUUAAAUUACCUUGAUUCACAAUGAAGUUGUAUUCAGAAAUCUGUAUAUUUUGACUAUUUAUUGCUGCAAAUUCUUGCAAUGUUUAUUUAGGUAUAGUGCUUUAACUGCCUGAUAUUGUUGUUGUUUUUAUUGUUGUUGAGGUCAUAACCCUUGCAUUUACAGUGAGGGAUUUGGCGUAAAAAUUUUAGGGAAUGGAGCUGUAAUAUUUGCUUCAUUUUCAUAGACACUUUUAAAUUGUUUGUUUUUGUGUUGGUGCAAUUCAAAAUCUACAAAUGGUUUUUAAAGUGAUGUGUCAAUUUGGCUCAGCCUCUUUGUCGUAUUUGUGGUGGCCCAACUAUUGGAUGGGUCUGGAGCUACAUGUACUUUAGAUUGGCUGAUGCUAACUACAGUCGCGUAAUUGUACAGUUUGACAGAUUGUACAGUUGAGCAGAUGGCUCAGUUGGGCUGUAUGUACAGUUGGGCUGUAUGUACUGUAAGGCUGAAUGUACAUGUUUACAUAUAAUGUACAGUUAGGCUGAUUGUACAUGUACAGUUGGACCGAUUGUACAGUUGGACAGGUUGGACAGUUUGGCCGGUAUACAGUUGGGCCGAUUUUACAGUUGGGCCAUAUGCACUGUUGGGCUGAAUAUACAUGUACAGUUAGGCUGAUUGUACAUGUACAGUUGGACUGAUUGUACAGUUGGACAGGUGGACAGUUUGGCCGGUAUACAGUUUGGCCGAUUUUACAGUUGGGCCAAUAUGUACUGUUGGGCUGAAUAUACAUGUACAGUUGACCGAUUGUACAUGUACAGUUGGACUGAUUGUACAGUUGGACAGGUGGACAGUUUGGCCGGUAUACAGUUUGGCCGAUUUUACAGUUUGGCCGAUUGUGAAAGUGGGGCAAUUGUACAGACGGGCUGAUUUUACAGUUUGGGUGGGAACAUUAUGUUUGUACAAUACAAUUUAUUGACCCUUUAGAUCAGAAUGUCAAAGCAUGUUGCUGAAACAUCCCUUCUUAAAAAAAAGUGAGAACAAAAGAAGCUUGUUCAGCUAAAGAUGUAACAAAUUCCAACUGAUGUAGUUUUUUUUGCAGCAGAACUUGCAUUGUGCUGAAACGACUUAAAGGUACACAGCGUCCAUUUUUCUUUACUUUUUUAGUUUAAUUUAAAAGUAGAUUUUAGAGGUAGAAAAACGACAAGUUGUUGAUUUUCUAGCUACAUGUAUUUCACAAGUUGAGAAACAGAAUCUGUGUCGAAAGGUUGUGGUUAAUGCGCUUUAAGAAGCAAUUCGGAACAAGCCAAUUGUAAAUUGUUAGCUUGGCACAUUAAAGUGUAACAAAUUAAAUAAUUCUGUGCACCAAAAGAGACUGCAGUUUAAAAAACAAUAACAAAUUGCGUUCGGUAUUCGUUGGCGUAACAAAUUACAUAUUUAUUUGAUAAAACCUGCACAAAAUUAGCAAACAUAAAGUAAAUAAGAGAACAACACUGAAGGUUAUGCUAGUUGUUUUUCCGUACUAGCUGUUACACAGGAAUGAAAUAAUUAUUGUAAAAAUUAAUUGAUAAAGAAGAUUAAUAUACUUUCAACAUAUCAUCUAAAUUAUUUAUGUUCUUUGCAUUCCUCGAGCUUGAACUUUGCUUCUUUAAGAUUGCAUCAAACAGUACUUUUCUUGGUCUUUCUUCAGUUCUUAAUUCUUGCAGCUUGAAAUGAAUUUAAAAUUGACCUACAUGUGUAGGCUGCCUUUUGCAGGCUGACUGAAUGUACAUUUUAAACACAGUCUUUAUUUAAUUUUCCAAGUCCACUUUGAAAUGCUAGCAGUACUUUUAAAUUCCAAGUUUUUUGUCCCGCCAUACAUUCUUUUAAAUUGAUUAUCUUCAACAACAAAAUGUUGACAGUUAAUGCUAUACAGAUGUGAUUUGUGUUGUCACAAAAAGAACUUUCUAAAUCCACCGUUUUAAACAUGUUUCUUGGUGAUGGUUUUGUUUUUCAUCUACGAUUUGUUUAAACUUUUUUUAACAGAAAUAAUUUGAAGAGAUUUGUUUUUCCAUCCAAAUGAACUAAAAACAUAUUGACAAUUGUUUUUUUUUUUUUUUUUUUUUUUUUUUUUGCAGUUCUUUGAAUUCAAAGAGUACUAUCUGUGCUUGAUAACACUAACAGCGAGUGAAACAUGUCGUUAUUCACAUGUUAAUCAUUUGUUCUGUGUCGAUGACGUACUUGGUUCAUUCAAAAUACUAUACAUACCUUGAUGUUAAUGUGGAAAACGUUAGCUAUGUUAUUUAAUUGUAUAUAAAACAUGGAAAAAGGUAAAUUUAUGACCAAAAUAAAUGGUCUUGAUACCAAAAAUGAAUUUUAUUUAUUAAGUAAUUACUUUGAAUCUAUUUAAUUAAAACCGGUAUUCAAUUGCGCGUAUUUGUAAAUAACUUGACAUUUUUAAGGUGUUGUUUUCUGUCUUAUACAAAUAAUGCAAGUCGACCUUGCUGAUCAGGUCAUCUCAAGGUCAAACAUUGACCUCACUGAGGUCAAAGGAAGAUCUAUUGUUGGUUAGGUUGGGGCGUGAAGAAGACACUCUCUUCAAUUGUUUGACCUCAAUGAAUUGUCUGUGGUCGGCUUGAAACGUGAAUGAAAAAGGCACAGAAACACAUCAUACAAAAAUUGGGCACUCUGUCUUAACAAAACUGUCUUAUUAUUAACAGACCUUGAACUUUGAAGGGGCACUGCAAUUUAUUUUGUUUAUGGUUAAAGACAUUGGACACUAUUGAUCAUUGUCAAAGACCAG
Molecule: messenger RNA, 5230 nt
Organism: Asterias rubens (European starfish)
Lineage: Eukaryota; Metazoa; Echinodermata; Asteroidea; Forcipulatida; Asteriidae
Product: RUN domain-containing protein 1-like
Exons: 15
Coding region: 183-1913 (576 amino acids)
Source: RefSeq, a predicted model, not a curated record